This is a messenger RNA of Daphnia pulicaria, 557 nucleotides long. RefSeq names its product NADH dehydrogenase [ubiquinone] 1 beta subcomplex subunit 3-like (gene ND-B12). Gene Ontology annotation, biological process: mitochondrial respiratory chain complex I assembly; electron transport chain. Gene Ontology annotation, cellular component: mitochondrion. The transcript is spliced from 3 exons. The record is from RefSeq and is a predicted model, not a curated record. Bases 139 to 477 code for a protein of 112 amino acids. NCBI's taxonomy places the organism in Eukaryota, Metazoa, Arthropoda, Branchiopoda, Diplostraca, Daphniidae.
CUGCUCUUGAUUUAGGUUGAUUGCGCCAUCUGGGUAUUAAAUGUUUCUAGCAGACGAAAAUAUAGAAUUCUUUACCCUUGCCUGUGUUUCAUUACUUUCAGCUGUUUGCAUUUCUUUACUAAGGAAUCAAAUACAGAAAUGGGUGGCGAUCAUGCACACGGACAUCAUGAUCAUGGUCAUCACCAUGAAUUUAAAAUCCCCGACUGGAGGAAAUACAAAGUUGAGGAUGCCCCAGAAUUGGUUACUGUAAGAAAUAUGCUUGCCCAGAAAGGCUUGAAGGACCCUUGGCUAAGGAAUGAAGUCUGGAGAUUUGAUAGAAAAGAAUUUGGAACUAUCAAACAACGUUGGAUGCUAACUGGUUUCCGAGGAUUUAAAUGGGGUUUUGCUGCCUUUUUAGCAACCAUAACUAUUGAAAAGGGAUUGGAAUUAAUAAAUCCGCCAAAAGAUCAUCAUGGUCAUGGCUCAUCCCAUCACUGAAAGAAACAGACAAAAAAGUAAGAUUCAGAAGUGUAAUGGUAUAUACUGUAGAGAAAUACAAAGAGGGAAGAAGAAAUUAA